GAGGAGAGAGAGAGAGGAGAGAGAGAGAGAGAGAGAGAGAGAGAGAGAGAGAGAGAGCUAGCUCUUUCUGGUGUUAUAAGCCAGAAGCCUGUCGGGGACUUUAAAUGGUAGAUUAAUUUAUGUGAAAGAGAACAGUGUGUACCUAUCUGAAAGAAAAGUUGCAUAAAGAAGAGGGGAAUAAUCAGCGGACAAUUAGCACAGGGUUAAAGGAAUGGCCACUGCGGCUUCCAACCCUUACCUGCCAAGCAAUAACAUCCAUACUACAGGCUCAAUUGUGCACUCCGACUCGGGAGGUGGUGGUAUGCAGCCUGGCAGUGCUGCUAUUACUUCUGUCUCUGUCGGAUACAGAGGGGAUCCAACAGCUAAGAUGGUUCAGAGCGACUUCAUGCAGGGAGCCAUGGCGACGAGCAACGGGGGCCAUAUGUUGAGCCAUGCCCAUCAGUGGGUAACAGCCCUGCCCCAUGCCGCCGCUGCCGCAGCUGCAGCCGCAGUAGCAGCGGCUGAAGCCGGAUCGCCUUGGUCAUCCAGCCCCGUGGGGAUGGCUGGAAGCCCUCAGCAUCAGCAGCAGCAAGAUAUCAAAAACAAUUCCGGCAGAGACGAUCUGCACACGGGAACUGCACUGCAUCACAGGCCCCCCCAUCUUGGUCCACACCAGGGUCACCCAGGGGCUUGGGGGGCAACGACAGCGGCACACAUCCCGUCUAUAGCCGGGGGACAGCAGCAACAGUCUCUGAUAUACUCCCAGUCAGGAGGAUUCACUGUGAACGGUAUGCUGAGUCCACCUGGGAGCCAAAGCUUGGUGCACCCCGGUUUAGUACGAGGGGACACACCUGAGCUAGAUCAUGGAAGUCAUCAUCACCACCACCAUCAUCAGCAUCAGCACCUCCAGCAACACCACGGCGGAGUGAACAGCCACGAUCCCCACUCCGAUGAGGACACGCCGACCUCAGAUGACUUGGAGCAGUUUGCGAAACAGUUUAAGCAAAGGCGAAUCAAGCUGGGCUUCACGCAGGCAGACGUCGGCUUGGCUCUGGGCACCCUCUAUGGCAACGUCUUCUCCCAAACCACCAUCUGCAGGUUUGAGGCGCUCCAACUGAGCUUCAAAAACAUGUGCAAGCUCAAGCCUUUGUUAAACAAAUGGCUCGAAGAAGCAGACUCCACUACCGGGAGUCCGACCAGCAUUGACAAGAUCGCAGCCCAGGGCAGGAAGAGAAAGAAGCGCACCUCCAUCGAGGUCAGCGUUAAGGGAGCGUUGGAGAGCCACUUCUUGAAAUGUCCAAAACCUUCGGCUCAAGAAAUUACUUCUCUAGCGGACAGCCUGCAGUUGGAGAAAGAAGUGGUCAGGGUCUGGUUUUGUAAUCGGAGACAGAAAGAGAAAAGGAUGACACCUCCGGGAGUGCAGCAAACGCCGGACGAUGUGUACUCCCAGGUCGGCAAUGGACAUUUUUUAGUAGAUUACUUAAAAGAUGCACUUUUAACCGGGCCGAAUCAUCCGAGUGACGAGAGGAUGACUGCUGCGAGUACGUUCCACCAGGUAAUUUUGGCGCACUAAACAUCAUCACGAGAUGUGAGGUUUAAGAAGUGAGAUCUUUCUUUUUUUCCCCAAUCUUUAUUUGUUUUGUUUGAGACAACAAAAGCAGACACAAAACACUAUAUAUAAAAAAAAAACAGACUGUAAACGUUAAGGAAACAGGCUGGGGAGGAAAAACAAAACGUUGAAUUAUGUGACAAGGACAGAGGAAGAAUGCGGAUCCGCCAGCUUCAAGCUUGACGUAAGAAGAGGACUGCAUGGAUACAUAAAUACGAAUGGAGUUGUUAGCGCGAGAACACUUUGUCAGGCAAUUCCGACCCCAAUUCUUUGAUCUAAAAGAUCACCUCUUUUGAAGAUUAUAUCGUAUUUUAUGAACAUAUGUUAUCAAUGGAUUUUUUAAAAGAAAAAAAAAACUGACCAUCUGCAGCUGCACUUAUGUGAAUUUCUUCUCUCUAAAUGCCGUUGCCAAGUUUGACUGAAUGGGUGCUGUGGAUGCUGUUAUUUAAUUCUGCCAUUUCUAAGCAGUGUUUUUGGUAGGUUUUAAUAAACAGACUUUUUAAAGAUGGCAAUAUAGAUUCAUUAGAUCAGUUGCUGAUCUAAAAUAUUUACUUUAUAUUUUCAUCAAAAUGACUUGUUUUCAUAUUUUAUUCAGAAUACCUAUGAACUGUUACAAACGGUAAUUUAUUUUUCCCCAAAAUCUUGUAUUACGUGUUUUAUUUUUAUUUUUUGUUUUCGUUAUUAUUUUUCAAACGAGCACAAAUCAAAAUGAGCUGAAAAUGUGGACAGUUGUUAGGUAAUAAGGGUAUCUUUUGAUGUGAUAAUUUGAUUGUAAUUUAAUUUGAGUAGUGGUUCCUUAAGAGAUAAUUGAGAAAAUAAAUUUGUUAGAAUUAAAUAAUGUGGUUGUGUGUGUUGCAUAUGGUAGCGCAGAAAAUAUAUAUGUUCAUUACAGCAUUCGACUAAAAUUAUAUGAUUUGAGAUUUUAUUGAAAUUCUUCCUAAAAAUAUAUAUACAUAGAAGCUCAGUGUUUGACAUGCUCUGACAUUGGGAAUGUUUAUUUUUAAAAUGUUCUCAGACCAUGUAAUUUAUUGACAGAUUUACUGAUUAUCUUAUAGACUAUAACAGUGGUUAUUUGACUGUUUAAAUUUACAGCCAAAAUAAACAUUUUAGGCAUAAUAAAUUAUGUAACUACUGCUCACUAUAAACACAGCGUACCAAAACAAAUUGAUAACCCUUAGGUCACAUUUUUUGACUUUAAAAGACAGCUGGUUCAUUUCUCGUAUAGGCUACAGCUCUGUAUGUAGUAUUAUUAAAUAAUAAUAGAAAAUAGCUGUGUUUGAGUUUAUCAAUGUACACACUUUAA
Polyodon spathula (Mississippi paddlefish) is the source of this 2891-nucleotide messenger RNA. Its product is annotated as POU domain, class 3, transcription factor 3-B-like. Gene Ontology annotation, molecular function: RNA polymerase II cis-regulatory region sequence-specific DNA binding; DNA-binding transcription factor activity, RNA polymerase II-specific. Gene Ontology annotation, cellular component: nucleus. The transcript is spliced from 2 exons. The record is from RefSeq and is a predicted model, not a curated record. Bases 212 to 1552 code for a protein of 446 amino acids. Gene Ontology annotation, biological process: brain development; regulation of transcription by RNA polymerase II. Lineage: Eukaryota; Metazoa; Chordata; Actinopteri; Acipenseriformes; Polyodontidae.